This is a messenger RNA of Capra hircus (goat), 826 nucleotides long. RefSeq names its product casein kappa (gene CSN3). Lineage: Eukaryota; Metazoa; Chordata; Mammalia; Artiodactyla; Bovidae. The record is from RefSeq and is marked provisional. Gene Ontology annotation, cellular component: extracellular region. Gene Ontology annotation, biological process: protein stabilization; lactation.
GGCCAACUGAAUCUACUGCCAAGCAAGAGCUGACGGUCACAAGGAAAGGUGCAAUGAUGAAGAGUUUUUUCCUAGUUGUGACUAUCCUGGCAUUAACCCUGCCAUUUUUGGGUGCCCAGGAGCAAAACCAGGAACAACCGAUAUGCUGUGAGAAAGAUGAAAGAUUCUUCGAUGACAAAAUAGCCAAAUAUAUCCCAAUUCAGUAUGUGCUGAGUAGGUAUCCUAGUUAUGGACUCAAUUACUAUCAACAGAGACCAGUUGCACUAAUUAAUAAUCAAUUUCUGCCAUACCCAUAUUAUGCAAAGCCAGUUGCAGUUAGGUCACCUGCCCAAACUCUUCAAUGGCAAGUUUUGCCAAAUACUGUGCCUGCCAAGUCCUGCCAAGACCAGCCAACUACCCUGGCACGUCACCCACACCCACAUUUAUCAUUUAUGGCCAUUCCACCAAAGAAAGAUCAGGAUAAAACAGAAAUCCCUGCCAUCAAUACCAUUGCUAGUGCUGAGCCUACAGUACACAGUACACCUACCACCGAAGCAAUAGUGAACACUGUAGAUAAUCCAGAAGCUUCCUCAGAAUCGAUUGCGAGUGCAUCUGAGACCAACACAGCCCAAGUUACUUCAACCGAGGUCUAAAAACUCUAAGGAGACAUCAAAGAAGACAACGCAGGUCUAGCUGAAACCAAAUGACUACUUCAAACUUUCCUUUGGCCAGUUGUCUGCCUUCAGUGAACAGAGAAUAUGAUUUUCACAGAUCCAGCUCCUUUCUCAUCUCCUCUUACAUUUUACAUUUAUGCCGCAUUUAGUUUUUUGAUUCCUGCAUAAUAAAG